CCUAUUACCUUAUAAGAGCCCGUUUUUAAUGGAGACCCAGCUUUUCUAGCAUGGUUUGCAAAUAUUUACCUAGUUUAUUAUUUGAUUUUUAAGAUUUCAAUAGAAAGUAACGUGUUUUUUUUAAUGUAAACGUUUGGGAAAAAUAUAAAAAUUGGAAGUCGUCGUUGGGAACAGCCUGCCAGUGUGCGCAAAGGCAGCACUAGCUGGUUUCCUUUGUACCCUUUCCGUAUUUUGCGUGCACUGUUUUCGGUUAUUAACCUCAAAGGGAAGCUCGGGGGCCUAGGAUGGCCAUGCUCUACCGGUCGACAGUUGUUAGAUUUUUCACUUGCAAACUGUCUUCGUGGCGGUGCAUUCCGUCGGUUUUGUACACCCGGGUUGUGUAGGGUGGACUCGGAGGUGGAAUGAGCGGGAGAUGGGGGACUGAGAAUUGCCCUCCCCGCAUUGUUGUCACAUGAAUGUUUUAAUUUCCGUUCCCCGAUGAUUGGUGAGGUUGGAACUGUUCGUGUGCCUUUGCAUUUCCUUUGUGAUCUGCCAGCUCAUACUCUCUUCCGUAUAUGUUGAAAAUAUUAUUCACAAACUGACAUUUGAUUCCAGUUAUGGUGCUUUGUUCCGGUUUCAGGUUUUUUGAAGAGAUUUCAAGUUUUUAAUCGUAAAAUAUUUCUCCGAAGACUUUUGUGCUUUGUUAUGUCUUAAAGGACUUUCCCCGCGCCAAGGUUAUUUUUAACAUAAACUCUUGUUUUUCUCUGGUACUUGUGCACUGUGGAUCCAUCUGGAAUUUAUUUUGGUGUGGGGUGUUUCUGGUGUAUAAGAAAGCCGUUGGUUUGGAACCGUGAUCAUUCACUAUGGAAGAUUGCAGGCUUGUGCUCUGUGUUCGCAAGUGGCUCCGAGCUGUCUUUUCUGAAGAUGCUUCCACCACGGAGGGUGGGGCUCUCUGGAGAUGAAGAGGGGCAUUCCAUCACGAAACCCUGUGGGACUCCCUCCAGGUUGGAAUCCUUUCCUUUGCCCUCUCCACCCACCUCCAUGCCUCACUCAUGUUGACAGCCUGGUUUUUUGAGUUAAUCUAAUUGAAUGAGAUAACACUUAGUCCAGCAGCAUCUGACUCUGCGCCCAGUGGUUCUAAGUACUCUCCCCUCUUGAGGCCCCAGAGAAGGAAUGUGAUUUUCUGUUUUACAGGCUCCUCUGACUUAUCUUCCUCAGAAAUCUCAGGGGAUCACACUAUGGCAGCGGCCAGACUCCUCCCACCACCAGCAGGACCCCAGCCCCUGUCAUUCCAGGCCAAGGUGACCUUUGAGGAUGUGGCUGUGCUCCUCUCCCAGGAAGAGUGGGACCGCCUGGGCCCUGCUCAACGUGGCCUCUACCGACACGUUAUGAUGGAGACCUAUGGCAACGUGGUAUCACUGGGACUUCCAGGAUCGAAGCCCAAUGUGAUCUGUCAGCUGGAGCGAGGAGAAGAGCCGUGGGUUCUGGAUGGGCAAGGGGCUGAGGAGACUAGGGGCCUGGGCAGCGGACAUUCAGACAAUUCCAAGCGUGACCACAUGACAGCUUGUAGGCAGCAAGACAGUUCACCCUGUCCAUGGGAAUAUGAAAACAAGGGAGAAAACCAAAAUAGAGACAUGAGUCGGAAGCCAUUUAUUUCAGAGGAAAUACCAGUGAUUCUGGGGAAAGCACCCACAGGAUGGACUGAUGAAAGUUAUAAACCUGAGCAGAGUUUCUGUGUGAGUCCCAGCCCUGUUGGCCCACCUGAAGUUCAGGUCUUGAGCCAGAGUGUGCCUGUCUCUCAGAAUCAGGCUGUUCCUAGUGGGGAGAGACCCUACAAGUGCACUGAGUGUGGGAAAUGCUUUGGUCGGAGCUCCCAUCUCCUCCAGCAUCAGAGAACACACACUGGAGAGAAGCCCUAUGUGUGCGGUGUGUGUGGGAAGGCCUUCAGCCAGAGCUCUGUCCUCAGUAAACAUAGGAGAAUCCACACUGGCGAGAAGCCCUACGAGUGUAAUGAAUGUGGAAAGGCCUUUCGAGUGAGCUCAGAUCUUGCACAGCAUCACAAGAUACACACGGGUGAGAAGCCACAUGAGUGUCUUGAGUGUCGGAAGUCGUUCACUCAGCUCUCGCAUCUUAUUCAGCACCAGCGGAUCCACACGGGGGAAAGACCCUACGUGUGCCCGCUCUGCGGGAAGGCCUUCAACCACAGCACCGUCCUGCGAAGCCACCAGCGGGUGCACACUGGGGAGAAGCCGCACGAGUGCGCACAGUGUGGCCGCGCUUUCAGUGUGAAGAGGACGCUCCUCCAGCACCAGCGCGUGCACACCGGGGAGAAGCCCUACACCUGCAGUGAGUGCGGCCGCGCCUUUAGCGACCGUUCAGUCCUCAUCCAGCACCACAACGUGCACACCGGGGAGAAGCCAUACGAGUGCGGCGAGUGCGGGAAGGCCUUCAGCCACCGCUCCACGCUGAUGAACCACGAGCGCAUCCACACGGAGGAGAAGCCCUACGGCUGCUACGCGUGCGGGAAGGCCUUCGUGCAGCACUCCCACCUGACCCAGCACCAGCGGGUGCACACCGGGGAGAAGCCCUACGUGUGCGGCGAGUGCGGACACGCCUUCAGCGCCCGCAGGUCUCUGGUCCAGCACGAGAGGAUCCACACGGGCGAGAGGCCCUUCCGCUGCGCGCAGUGCGGCAAGGCCUUCAGCCUGAAAGCGACACUGAUCGUGCACCUGCGGACGCACACCGGGGAGCGGCCGUACGAGUGCAGCCGCUGCGGCAAGGCCUUCAGCCAGUACUCCGUGCUCAUCCAGCACCAGCGGAUCCACACGGGGGAGAGGCCCUACGAGUGCGGGGAGUGCGGGCGCGCCUUCAACCAGCACGGGCACCUGAUCCAGCACCAGAAGGUGCACAGGAAGCUGUGACCUCCACCGCCGCUGGAGAACCACCUCCCCACCCCAGGGGAAGGUUCCAGUAGCUCUGCGGGAUGCCAUACUCUGUAGUUUGGUGUCAAAAGAACUCCAAAGGGGAGCACUGUGCAUGUUCCUAUGGAAGAACGUCAGAGCGUGCCUGUUUUUUUCCCACAUCUUGAAGUUACAUUGAAGAAUAAAUCACACACUAUAGUAAAUUUUGGUAAAGACACUUAUAAUUCUUUAACAUUAGAAAGUUUAUUGGAAGAUACUGAAGACAUAAGGAUUACUGUCACAAUAAAACUUUUCUUACAUACUAAAGAUUUUUCUUAGACUAUUACAUGCCUUUCCUAAAAAUAACAACUAUUCUAAUUAUUCCCCCUAAAGUUGGAAUUGGAUUAUGUGCAGUAUUCUCUUAAAAGACAAAAGUGUUGUGUGGAUAAAAUGAUAUAAAAAAAGAUUGUCAUCAAGUAUCAUCAUGUGCUAUGGCUAGAAAUCCUAAGUGUGUGGAACCACUUGUUUUGUAUGAAAAAAGGAAAAAGUCUAAAUAUUAAUUAGUGAGACAACACUUCACCUGGUGUUUGAACUUUAUUCAAGAUCAGAAGGGAUGUCCUGACUUUUUAGUGAAAUUCAACUCAAAAAUUAAUGUUUGCCUCAAAUACCACCCUUAUGACUUACAGACCUUGUGCUCCAGAACUCAUGGGAUGUCUUGGGUCUCUGGACCCUGUGUGGGUAGGAAGGGAGCUUUGCAUUCGGAGGCCAGACCUCAUAGCUGCUACACCAACUGGGUGCCUCUUUACACAUUGUGAUGUUUCAAAAAAAAAAAAAUGUUACUCAAAAGACAGUUCUUUGAUACAUAUUUUUUAAACCUAAAAUUCUGUUUUUAUGGUCUGAAAUUUUCAUUUCUGUGAGGUUUUCAUUUUUUUGCAUUCCAAGAAGAGUGUGGUAUCCAUUAUCAUAUGCUGUAAUGAAUCUGGUUUAUUCAUAAUUUUUAAGUUUUUUUUUCCUUUCUCUCUUGAAAGCAAACUUCUAAGGAGAAAUGAAGCGCUAGAGUGUUGAUCCUUGAAUGCACAGCAAUCCACUGGUGCUGAUAGAAGCUCAUUUUCCCCUUGCUGUGACACUGCUGAUUGGAUACAACACCACAGGUGAAGCUGGAAGCUGAGGCAGCCAGUGUUACUUCAGCAAGGAUACAGGCCCCUUCUGAAAGGGACUGACAUCACUCACAUGUGCAGAACAGUUGGGAUCACUGAGGUGUAUGCUGGACAGGUGAGGAGCUCACUGAGAUGUCCGUUCACUGGAGCUGAGUUCACACAGUUGUUCCUUCGGCAAUGGUUAAAAACCUCAGGAGAGGCUGUAGAGUCUGAGGUCAGGGCACGAUUCAGAGGAGCUGAUCACUGAGUGGUUUACUUCAGAGGAGAAAACAAUGGUGUCACUUCAGGGAAGCUGAAAUCCCUCAGAUGUUACUGCAGACAGUAGCUGAAAUCACUACAAUGAAACUCCAGAUGAAGAAUUCACAGAAGCGUUACUUAAGGGAGGAGCUGAGACCAGUGAGGUGGUAGCUCAAAUUCCCACGGAGGAAAGCUAACUGCCCCUUGCUGAUUGAGUCCCUAGCAGGCAUCUGACUCAGUGGCUGCCCCUCAGAGUCCACCACUACUCAGGGCACAGUUCCUACUCAUGUGGAAGAGUCAGAAUAAGAAAUAGUCCUAUUCCAGUCAAGAUGAGAGUAAGAGUUCAGUUAAAUACAAUGUAUAGAAAUACUUAUUUGGAAAGACACUGUGUAUCAAGGACAACAUAAAUUACACAGUAGAGAUCUUUCUAGAUAGCUAAAUCCACCAAAUAAUCUAGGGUUUUCAGGGGAAUCAAAAUGUAUAGUUCACUUCCUACCUUCUUAAAUAAAGUGUACUUAAUAUCA
Suricata suricatta (meerkat) is the source of this 4797-nucleotide messenger RNA. RefSeq names its product zinc finger protein 250 (gene ZNF250). The coding region runs from base 1218 to 2900 and encodes 560 amino acids. Gene Ontology annotation, biological process: negative regulation of transcription by RNA polymerase II; regulation of immune system process; regulation of cytokine production. The record is from RefSeq and is a predicted model, not a curated record. Lineage: Eukaryota; Metazoa; Chordata; Mammalia; Carnivora; Herpestidae. The transcript has 8 exons. Gene Ontology annotation, molecular function: DNA-binding transcription repressor activity, RNA polymerase II-specific.